Pyrus x bretschneideri (Chinese white pear) is the source of this 462-nucleotide messenger RNA. Its product is annotated as F-box/LRR-repeat protein At3g48880-like. Lineage: Eukaryota; Viridiplantae; Streptophyta; Magnoliopsida; Rosales; Rosaceae. Gene Ontology annotation, molecular function: protein binding. The transcript has a single exon. Bases 1 to 462 code for a protein of 153 amino acids. The record is from RefSeq and is a predicted model, not a curated record.
AUGGAGGUGGUGGCCAGAAAAAGGAAAAGAGAAACAGCAAUGGAAGAUGUUGAUUUUCGAAGAUGGGGAGACAUGGAACCUGACAUAUUGAGUGAGAUUUUUAAGCGUCUCGGCAGAAUCUCAGAUUUAACUUCAGCCAUUGCUUAUGUUCGUUGCAGUGCCGUUUGUAGCACAUGGCGUUUGGUUAUUCUUGACUACUCCUCUCGAGUUUUUACUACACUUGAUUUGUUAAGGAUGAAAAUAGAUUUCAUCCCAAGCCAAUAUAAACCUUAUGUUUAUGUUACAAGCAGGUCCGAUUUGACACUGAGUCGUGUUUUGAAGGUUUCAUUGGGUUUCAGUAUGGGAAACAUAACGAGCUUAUUGUUUAAUCGCAAUUUAUAUGUCCCCGACCAUCUCUUAAUUUAUGCAGCUGAAAGAUGCCCUAAGCUGAGACGAUUGGUUUUGCCAGAUGGAACAGAAUAA